CCACCAAAGAGAACAAGGCAAUUGGAUACAAAAGUGAGUGAAUGAGAAGCUCUGGGAGUGGGAAGCUCCUGGUUGCUCGUCAAGAUUCUGUGGCAACUCAGAGAGUCCAGCUGGUGGAUUUGGCGGUAGAGAUUUAUCCAAGAGACUCCAUGCUUGGUUUGAAGCAUGGGCUUGAGGGAAUCCACUGAAAACUUGCCCCAACCCUUCCUGCAGAUGGAUUCCCAAAGGGGGUCAGACAAAGACAGUGACUUGAACCUCUUGCAGGUCAUGGCAAAGCUCAGAAUUGAAUCUAUGGGUAAAAACAGCAAGAUGGUCAACAGUUGCUCCUCGGCUAUGUUGGUUAUUGGUGAUGAUGACCUGGUUGAGCUUAUUUUGGUUUUAUCCAUGAAAGUCCCCUCUCUCUGCUUUCUUAGCUUGAUUCUUGAGAUUUCAGGUAACAGUUUUUGCCUUCUUGAGGUUUGGCCUGGGGAAUAUUACUCCACCAAUCUGCUGUUGUGGCUACUUUUGUCUUGACAUACAGUCAGGUGGAACCGUAAUGACCCGUAAGCAAUAUCAUCUACUCAUGUUUCUUUGUCAAGCGGAUAGUUAGCAGUUAACAGAAGAAGACAAAGAAUUCUCCAUUCAUUUUAG
Messenger RNA from Cuscuta europaea, 630 nucleotides. The record is from the annotation of a GenBank genome assembly. Lineage: Eukaryota; Viridiplantae; Streptophyta; Magnoliopsida; Solanales; Convolvulaceae.